AUGAAAGACCAGCGCGCACAACCAACAUUAAUCGGUUCCAUACUGGAGGAUCUCUCAAAGAGAGAUUCCCGGUUCCGAUUCAUCAAAGAGUCAUUUGACGAGUUUCGGUAUGGAGAAUUCGCAAGGCAGCUAGAAGCUAUUGCUUCAAACCCAGCAAGGCCUGAUGAAGACCGAAGCUCUGAAGAAAAGUAUAUGGGUUCAUAUUUAGCAUAUCUCUCCAAAGACCUCAUCAAUAGCACGAUAUAUGAACUUCUUAAUGUGUUUGACAUCGAUCUCACCCUGGAUCAAGUUUUAGAGGCAGACGACGGGAAUGUUGGUCUCUUGAAAGCAUUGCAUAAGAUAUCGGAGAGCCUAGUACCACAACCAGCAAAGACGGCGUCGCUAGACAACCCAAUUCCAAAUCCCCAAAAGAGAGGUAACUACCAAUAUCCAAACCGUCUUCAAUCAUCGAAUAUCCGAGUCCUACGUAUACAACCAGGCCUUAAUGGAAGCCUUAUAGAAUGCCAACUCGAAGAACGUAAUAUCGAUAACGACAGUAUUGAAGAGGCUUUAUCUUAUGUAUGGGGGAAACCCGUCUUCGAUAAGACUAUUACCAUUGACGGCAUCCCAUUCGAUAUAACUACGAACCUAUACAAUAUUCUUCAUAGACUGCGCCGAAAAGAUAUAACUCGGAUGAUCUGGAUCGAUGCUAUCUGCAUAAAUCAAUCAGAUGUAGAGGAAAAGGGACACCAAGUCCGGCUCAUGAGAGAUAUCUACUCAAAAGCGUUAGAAACAAACAUAUGGAUAGGCGACUGGCCCACAGAACAGAUGAUUCCCAGAUCAGACCUGAUGGAAAACCCCGGGAAUAUUCUUGCUCCCGUUCCUGAAAACUUUGGUGGUCACUCGAUGGACCAAUAUGAUCUUGUCCACAUACUGAAGGAAUGCCUCGAAUAUCAAAUAACUGAUACUUGGGACGAAAUAUGGCUAAAACUAAACAUAAUGCUCGUUCGCUGUGUAAAUGUCAUCAUGAUGCACGAAUGGUGGGAGAGAACGUGGACGAUACAGGAAGCUGCGCUACCACCAAAUGAACCGAUUAUACAUUUCCGCAGCUAUCAGUUUCCAUAUAAUACCCUGGUGGCGGCUACAAAUGCUGCUACAAAGUUGUUCAAGGAUAUUGUUAAAAUACAUCGCGUCUGUAACUUCACUGAGGCGACUUCCAUGACUAAUAUACAUGUUGCGUUCAAUACUCAAGUUUUACACUGGGGAGCAAAUCGUGGAAGUGAACCACUUCUCCGUAUGCUGCGCCCCGAGAAAGGGGAAGAAACGUUUAUAACAAACCCUUGGGACAGGUGUUUUUCAUUCCUUCUCUCGGAAAGUAGUACCUACCGCGCUACAGAUCCGCGUGAUAAGAUUUUUGCAUUGGAGUCUCUCACAGUGGAAAGUGAAAGACUACUCAUUAAUGUGGAUUAUAAUGAAUCUACCGAAGCUGUGUUCAGGCGCAUCACAGCCCGAUACUUGAAUCAGUUUCCAGGAGAUCGUCUUUUGCGUUACAAACUAUCCAUUGAGCCUAAUAGCAGCUUCAACGGAAACGCCCCAGGUCCAUCCUGGGUUCACGAUUUUGCAUACUCCGAUGCGAGAAAACAGAGUAUAAAUAUGGGACAGAUAGAUCUUUACGGGCACCUUCUGCGUAAUUCUCCGGUGUACGAACCCUUAAGCGGACAGGCUAUAUGCUUUGCAACUCCAAAGACUCUCUUUUGCUCGGGGAUUUCUACAAGUGCCAUUUGCACUGCGAAGCUGAUCACAGACCUGGGCGAAAACCCUUGUAAGGGUUUAUGUCGAUUCUUGGAAGGUUUUCUUAGUGAAGCGCUUGAGGAAUGGAUAGAGGGGGCCACAGCCGACAGCUUGCUCGAAAGUCGGAUGUCAUUCCCUGCUGAGGAUGAUAUCAUGAAGCUUCUCACUUUAGGCUCACCUCUAUGGAGAAAAUUCUCAGAAGAACCCAACUCCAUGAUAUUGGCGGAGAACUAUAAGUACAUGAGCGGGUUAUUCUCUAAAAUCACCGGGACGUACUUAUUUGCUACAAGGGAUCAAACCAUAGGGCUUGCGACAGCACCAGUACAGAAAGGCGAUAUCCUCUCCAUCAUCCACCGAUACCCAGGUUACGUCAUUCUCAGGGGGGUAAAGUGCCAGGGUGAAUCGCAAGAUGUUGAAAAGUAUCGGAUCGUUGCACGUGCGGCCAUCACCGAAAACCAGGAUAAAAUGAGAGCUCGGAUAGACAAAGGUCUCCAAGAACGCGUCUUCCAGAUCAUCUAA
This is a messenger RNA of Annulohypoxylon maeteangense, 2289 nucleotides long. Its product is annotated as heterokaryon incompatibility protein-domain-containing protein. The record is from RefSeq and is a predicted model, not a curated record. Lineage: Eukaryota; Fungi; Ascomycota; Sordariomycetes; Xylariales; Hypoxylaceae. The coding region runs from base 1 to 2289 and encodes 762 amino acids. The transcript is spliced from 2 exons.